Scleropages formosus (Asian bonytongue) is the source of this 3912-nucleotide messenger RNA. Its product is annotated as CD276 antigen-like. The coding region runs from base 1430 to 2386 and encodes 318 amino acids. The transcript has 5 exons. Gene Ontology annotation, cellular component: external side of plasma membrane. The record is from RefSeq and is a predicted model, not a curated record. NCBI's taxonomy places the organism in Eukaryota, Metazoa, Chordata, Actinopteri, Osteoglossiformes, Osteoglossidae. Gene Ontology annotation, biological process: positive regulation of T cell proliferation; cell surface receptor signaling pathway; T cell costimulation.
AACACCACUUAGAGCAACUGUCGCAGGAAGUAAAUGGAAGGAACAACUUAUGGAGAAGACAGGCUGGCCUCUUAUGGGGAGCAAACUUCGAAGUGCUCCAAAUAACCUCAAUAGCACUCAUUUACUCCGGAGCAGAGUACCGUGCACCAGUGCGGGCUACAAGUGCCCACAUUAACAGAGGAGACGGAGCAUUGAACAGCACAAUGAGAACUGUGUCUGGCUGCAUCCGCUCCACACCGACGAAUUUCCUACCUGUCGUAAGCGACACACCUCCUCCCGAUAUCAGGAGAAAUGCACAGUGCGCAGCGAUAAAAGCUCGUUGCUUUACAGCCACGUAACCGCUACGACCUCUGGCCAGCAAAAGCAACUCCUCCUGAAAUCUCGAAGGCCGUUCGUUCCAUCGAUGCGUGGUGCGGCUGCUUGACGCCGAAGGCCUGGGCGGAAGCCGAGAGGCAAAAGCAACGGACCAAGACCGGCGACUCACGGCUACACGGAUUCAUCCCGGCGCCGUCCUCCGAACCGCCUGGAAGCCGGCUACGCCGACGCUGCCGGGAGCGCCUAAACCGACGACGCGCCGGGCGCGGCCGAUUCGGGGCGCACGUCAUCGCGUACAAAAUGGGACGAGCAGAAGGCCCUGGAUGCCCAUGCGGAGAGCAGCAGCAAACUGAAGAACAUCUGCUGGAUCACUGCCCCACGUACACACACACGCCAGUGGAUUCGGUGAACAUCGAUGUUAAACUAGACAGAUGUUAUUAAACUUUGGUUACAUGAAUCCGAUUUUACAGCUUAAAGUUUUGCCCUACCUGGCUAUCUUGCUGAAGAUCUGUUUUUUGAUCAUACCGCAUAAAUAAAUAAAUAAAUAAAAUCUGAGCUGAGGUGUCAGAGCGUCACGAAGGAACCAGACGAAGGGACUGUGUCGGCGGGGGGCCGAGCGGCGUCCCAGUGCGUGACACACACAGAGCCCCCAAGCGCGCGCCGACUUAAGUAGCAAGUGCACUUUGAAGAAGGACAUGAUUCUGUGCUCGCGCCACCUGCAGAUCAUGGGCUCUGCACGAAGGUCCGUGCGAGACACCGGGCACAGAUCUGUGUUUGUGUGUGUGUGUGUGUGUGUGUGUGUGUGUGUGUGUGUGUGUGUGUUCGGGGGGGGGGGGCGGUCACGUGGCGCGCCCGCUAUCAGCGCCGCUCUUACGCACUUGGACAACAUUCAUCGCUCGUUCCGCGCGACUCCAGCUCGUUCUCGCGUUCGAGGUUCGACACCUGAGCAGAACGUCACCGGAUCUUCAUCGGGACCCCAGCGCUUCUGGACUUCAGACCUUCAGCACUUAUUGACGACUCCUGGGCGGGUUCUCGCCGCCUGCUCGUUCGCGCGGCUCCGCGAGCGCGCGCACACACACACACGGCGCUCGGCGGGUCGCGAAACGGAAUCAUCAUGGAUCGUCCGCGGGCGAAGCGCGUCUUGUGGAGCUUCCUGCUUCUGCUCCUGUCUCCGAGCGCCUCUGCUGAGUCUCGCCUGGGGACACUUUCACUGCGCGCAGCGGCAAAAGCCCAGUCCCGCCCCCCCCUCUUGGCCCUCGCCGGCACAGACUUUCUGCUGCCCUGCUCCUGUCCAGAGGAAGAGAAGUCCAUUCUGAUCUGGCAGAAGAACCUCAGCGUCGUGGCCCAGUAUGACCCAGAAGAUGACGAGCAGGUUGUGGACGGAAGCUUCCGGAACAGGACGCGGCUGUACUACCCGGCGGAGAAGGACAACUGCUCCCUGCUGCUGCGCCGAGCGUCCGUGAAGGACGAGGGCAACUACAGCUGCUACUACAAGAGCGAGCGGAUGAAGAGGAUCGACGUGGAGCUGCUGGUGGCCGCCCAAUACACCCCCCAGGUGGAGUCCGUUCCGCCAGAGAGCGAAGGGAGCACCGGGCCAGGCGUGUACCGCUGCCAGGCCGCCGGGGGGUACCCGGUGGGGCGGCUGCGCUGGCUGCUGGACGACCGGCCGGUCAACUCGACGUUCACGACCCGCCGGAGUGUCCGGGACCAUCUGUACAACCUGACGAGCACCGUGUCGGUCGGCGUCCCCGAGGGCGCGGUCCUGCGCUGCGUCGUGGAGAACCCGCGGUUGGAGGGCAGUGUCAGCGCUCUGCUGAACCGUCCUGCCACACAUACAAGUGAGCGAGAUAAGGAGCAACAGGAGCAGGGGCUGCAUUUGCCCAUGAUGGCUGUUGCGGUCGUGGUCUGUGUGGUCCUCAUCCUGGGCAGCGUCGUCAUGCAUCUCCUGAGGCGCCGGCAGAGAAGUCGUUACAGUGCGGUGAGCGCCCCCCCCCCCCGAGCAGAGUGCCCCUGCCUCCCAAAGGCAUUUGGUGUUGAGCAACAAUGCUGUACUGGCGCCCGUGUUGCAUAACAGCGGUCAGGUUCCUGCCAAAAAGUAGUCAAACAUGGUUCUCUUCCGAAAGCCCUUCGCAACGUUGUUGUCCGUUGUAAUUUUGCACAAUUCGGCGGUUUGUCACCAAAUCUGCCUCUGGUUGCCGAGUAACAGGUGCUUGUCUUCUGCUCCUACAGGACCCUGAAGGACCCGACGGGACCGUAUAUGAACAGGAAGAACCGCUGACCGUAGGACCAUCCUGACCACGUCCAAGGCGUGUCCAUGCUGACCAUACGGCCACGUGGUCGACGGGUGGUGGUUGGACGGACGGCUGGACGAUGGACCUGAAAGUGGGUCUUCGGGCAGACUGAGACCACGGCAGCGUGCGCUGGUGUCACACGCUGAUAUCGCACACUGGAACCGCGGUGAAGCGACAGGAAAGGGCGGCGCUCAACACUGGCGUGGCCCUGUGUUCUUAUGUAAAUUCUUCCAGCUUCUUCCUGCUCGCUGUAUUUUACGUGAUGUGAAAUGAGUUCGAGUCCUCGGGCUCUGACUGGAAUCCAGUUGCCUUGCGCGCGGGGCCGGUUUGUGGGUCCGUGUUCAACCACGCGAGGACCGCGUUUCCCGCCGCUCGCCGUCUUCAUGGACGAGUGCGAAGGAGGAGCCCUCGGGAGCGUUACGGACCAGUUCGCCGUGGGAAUGUGUUUACGCUCCCGUGGAGCGACAUUUCCCAGCCCGUCUUCGUCUGCGUGACCCGAGCGUUUGCGUUCGCCGAGACACUCUGUGUUCUUCGAGCGCGACUGGAAAAGCACUCUGACUGUAACUGUGAACUCUUGCUGCAUGUCCUGUGUGUCCUAUGUACAGCACAAAGCCCAACAAUGUGAACCUUUGGGUGAUCAGUGUAACCCUUUUUAUUUGCUUCUUGUGCACAAUUAAAGAGAUUUUUUCACCGAGAAAUGUGCGAGUCCGUCUUCUCACCGGGUCGGGACCCCAAUCCUCAGGCACUGCGGUGCAGGAGUCAUGCCCGCAGCGUCAUCCGCCGAGCACAGAGCCAGUGGCACACAGGAGAUGUGGGUCUUUCCCAGGCUGGAGGGGAAAGCAGGUGGAAUGUGUUUGCGGCUCACUGGGGGAUUCGAUCUCCACGAGAUAAACGUGAAAACUGAGUCGCGUCUCGAGUUACUGAGGUCUUUCAGAGAUUCUUUGCUGAGAUAACUUCCUGUUCCUUGACUGGCGUGGGUUCUAAACCCUGCCACAAGCGAUCAGAUACAUGCGCGUAGACCCCACAGUAGGGUAUGGCUUCUAGGUCACGGGCAAGUCUCCGGUGCCACCAGCUAGAGCGAAGAGCGCACGACCCACGGCUGGGCGGACAACAUGCACGCGAACCCCCUUGCGUGUAAACGAACCGGUGUGUUGCGCAAUCGGCAGCACCAGGAAGAACGGGCGAAAGUGGGCAACGCUCUGCAGCCUGUGAGGAAUUCUGGCACGGCACUCGUGUCUCGUGGCGCUGCCAGGGUGCCGAUCCGGGACCUUAUCGGUUCGGCUCGGAGCCCCAAGCAGGAAUGCAC